This is a messenger RNA of Coregonus clupeaformis (lake whitefish), 5102 nucleotides long. RefSeq names its product semaphorin-3F. The transcript has 19 exons. The record is from RefSeq and is a predicted model, not a curated record. Gene Ontology annotation, molecular function: semaphorin receptor binding; chemorepellent activity. Lineage: Eukaryota; Metazoa; Chordata; Actinopteri; Salmoniformes; Salmonidae. The coding region runs from base 380 to 2791 and encodes 803 amino acids. Gene Ontology annotation, biological process: neural crest cell migration; positive regulation of cell migration; negative chemotaxis.
GUAGCCUACAGAGCUGUGUUGCGUGCUCCGCGUUUCAACUUUUGCAACUACUCAAUUUCAAGGAAUAAUGCUCUUUAUGAGAACAACAAAGUGGGAUUGUACACAACAGACCGAGACAAGAGCAGAGAGGAGACAAAUAUUGCAAGCUUAGGUGAUUAACAAGUUAAUUUGGAUCCUAUAGAUUUGUUACCAGGGAAUCGUGCAUGAUCUCCGCUGCUUCAUUCGCAGGCUACACUGGGGACAGAGAAGGAGAAUUGAAUAGGAUUUUGUUUACUACCUUCUCAAUGACUUUUAUAACUGGAUUCAACAUAAUUUCCACCGCGCAAUAAUAACCAGCUACCUGGACUCUUUCUCCUCUGUUUCUGGAAGCGGAGGGACCAUGCUGUGGGACAAACUGUGGUGGCUGUCCACCUUGCUGGCCCUGUUGGCCGAGGCACUGCCCACACUGCCCAAUGAGCCCCUCUCUGCCCCUCGGGUUUUCCUCUCCUUCAAAGAGCUGAGAUCUACUGGCACUGCCCACCACUUUUCCUUCCUGCUCAACUCAACGGACUACCGUAUCCUGCGUAUGGACGAGGACCACGACCGCAUGUACGUGGGCAGCAAGGACUACAUCCUGUCUCUGGACCUGCAUGACAUCAACAAGGAGCCACUCAUAAUUCACUGGCCAGUGGCUCCUCAGAGGAAGACUGAGUGUGUUUUGUCUGGGAAGGAUAUCAACGGGGAAUGCGGGAACUUCAUCCGUCUGAUUGAGCCGUGGAACCGAACCCACCUGUACGUGUGUGGAACAGGGGCAUACAACCCCAUCUGCACCUACGUGGACCGCGGACGCAGGUCCCAGGCCCUCUACCUGCAGGCGCCCCAGUCCGGAGGGAGGACCAGCCGGGCGGCAGACUUCAGCACUACAGCAGGGCCUGUGGAGCCAAAGGAAUAUAUCUUCCGUUUAGAGCCAGGCAAAGUGGAUUCGGGGAAAGGCAAAUGUCCUUACGACCCUAAACUCAACAGCGUCUCAGCUUUGAUCAAUGGGGAGCUCUACGCUGGGGUCUACAUUGACUUCAUGGGGACAGACGCGUCCAUCUUCCGUACUCUAGGGAAACAGACCGCCAUGAGGACAGAUCAAUACAACUCCAAAUGGUUAAAUGAUCCCACAUUCAUCAAGGCGCACCUCAUCCCAGACAGUGCUGAGAAGAACGAUGACAAGCUCUACUUCUUCUUCCGGGAGAAGGCUUCAGAGAUGGGCCAGAGUCCCAUGGCCCAGUCCAGGAUAGGCAGGAUCUGUCUGAAUGAUGAUGGUGGACACUGCUGUCUGGUCAACAAGUGGAGCACUUUCCUGAAGGCCAGACUCAUCUGCUCUGUGCCUGGAGUGGACGGCAUAGAGACCCACUUCGAUGAGCUCCGGGACGUGUUCAUCCAGCCAACUCAAGACACAAAGAAUCCUGUCAUCUACGGAGUGUUCUCAGUGUCAGGAUCUGUGUUUAAGGGCUCUGCAGUGUGUGUCUACUCCAUGGCUGACAUCCGCCAGGUCUUCAAUGGACCCUAUGCUCACAAGGAGGGGCCCAACUACCAGUGGAUGGCCUACACUGGGAAGAUCCCCUACCCUCGGCCUGGGACGUGUCCCGGAGGUACGUUCACCCCCAACAUGAAGUCCACUAAGGAUUACCCAGACGAGGUGAUUAACUUCAUGCGGAACCACCCCACCAUGUACAACACUGUGUAUCCAAUACACAAGCGCCCCCUGGUGGUCCGAAACAACGUGGACUAUGAGUUUACCACCAUCACUGUGGACCAGGUGGCUGCUGCCGAUGGGAGCUAUGAGGUCCUAUUCCUGGGGACAGACAGGGGGACGGUUCAGAAGGUAAUUGUCCUGCCCAGAGAUGACCUGCAGACUGAGGAGCUGGUGCUAGAGGAGGUGGAGGUGUUCAGGGUGCCAACUCCCAUAACCACCAUGAAGAUUUCCUCCAAAAGGCAACAGUUGUACGUGGGCUCAGUGUUGGGUGUGACCCAUCUGGCCCUCCAUCGCUGUGACGUGUACGGAGAGGUGUGUGCUGACUGCUGCCUGGCCCGGGACCCGUACUGCGCCUGGGACGGAAAGUCCUGUACCCGCUACUCUGCCUCGCAGAAGAGAUCUGACCCCUCUAGGCGCAGCCGCCGACAGGAUGUAAAGUAUGGUAACCCAAUCCGCCAGUGCAGAGGCUAUAACUCUAACGCCAAUAAGAACACACUGGAGAUGGUGCAGUAUGGGGUGGAGGGCAGCACUACGUUCCUGGAGUGUCAGGCUAGGUCCCCUCAUGUCUCUCUCAAAUGGCACCUGCAGAGGGAGAACAGCGACAGGAGGAAAGAGAUCCGCUCUGAGGGCCGGACACUGAAGACAGAGCAGGGUCUACUGCUGCGUUCCCUCCAGUCAUCAGACAGCGGUGUCUACCAGUGCACGUCCACAGAGAAGAACUUCAAACACACGCUGGUCAAGCUGCAGCUGGUGGUCCUGUCCAGCCGCACGGUCAACAGCAUCCUGGUAGAGACAGGCAGCCCGGCCCUGCCACCCCUCCAGUCCAGCCCAUGGACCCCCAGCGCGGGUCAGUACAAGGACCUGCUGACCAUCCUGAGCCAGCCGGAGAUGGGCCUGAUCAACCAGUACUGUCAGGACUACUGGCAGCUGGGAGAGGGCAGUCCGGGGGACCCCAUGCUGGCCGUCGGUAAGGCCAAGGAACUGAAGGAGCUGAAAGAGCAGAAGAAGCCCCGCAACCGCCGGCAUCAUGACGAUGAGGAUGAUCACACCACCGCAGCCGAGACAUGAGGCCGUAGGUUUAUACCACUGGCCACACACUACCCCUUAUACCCAGACACCCAACCCCCUGUCCCAUCCGCUCUCUCCCACUCUGCACAACCCUCCAAAAAUGGGAAAGACUUCAAUCAAAGGAUUAAAAAAUGUAAUGAUCAAAAGCGACAACAAAGAGAAACCACUACAAAUAGCAACAGCAAGCAACAAACAGAUUCUUCUUAACUGUUAAAAAAGAUACACAGUAUUUAUUGUAGGUUGUACAUAGUAAGAUUCUGUGGAUUUCUUUGUACUUAAAUAGAAAACAAAGCUUUUUUUUGUGCAAAUCUGUGCAAAUAUGAUUGUUAUUAUAAUGAUAUUAAUGUUGUUAGUGUUAUUGUUUAUUACAAAUGGUGUUAUUAGAUUGCAAAUAUCUUUAUGUUCCGUCUUUUGGAUGAAGCGCAGCAACACAUUGAAAGGACGUUUGAAAGUGUAAAUAUCUCCAGCUGAAUAGACUGAUAAGAAUGCCUUCAAAAAGGUUUCACUGCUGGCAGUAUGUAGUCUGAGGUGGGAGGAGUCAGAUCACUGAUGGAGUGAUGAACCUCCCCCAAAGCCAUGAUGGACAGUUGAUUCCCACAGCCAAUGAACUAUAAGGAUGACACUUCAAGGCAUUUCAUUGGACAAGCAGAGAGAUGAGGAAAUGCCCAUAGGAGACUGCAGCUUUGAGUUUGUCCCACGGCCACAGACAGACACGAGAGUGAAAGGCCUUGUGGGAAAUGACGCCCUCCUCUUCCUUAGCCAGCCUAACUGACCCUGGGGUGAAACAAGACUUAACCCCAAAUCCCAUCAAAUAUUUUCUUCUCUUCCAGAAGCUGAUGAGGGAUGCCUGUGUCUUCUUGGGCCAUGUGGUCCAAUCUGGCUUUCUUUCAACCCCAUGUGUUAUAUUUACAUUGAUAUUCCCAGUCGCUUCCAGAACUAGUUGCUGUGGGCUUUUUGUGUGUAGAGUAUAUGUCAAUAUGACAUCUCAAUGUUGUACCCUUGAGGCUGUGAUGGUUAAAAUAAGCGGGUUUUGGGAUGGGAUUGAAAUAACAUUGACUUCCCUUUGUACACCAUUGUUCAACUGAGACUAGAAUUUUAAGCAGGCAGCUACAUAACUUGUGACAAUUUGAUUAUGCACAAUUACGACAAGAGACAGAGAAAUCUCUUUGACUUCUUUUUGAAGUUGGUCACAUUCUCUUAGUCUCCAAACUAAUCUAUAAGUAUACUGGUUUGCAUUCCAGCCUAUUCCUAUUCUACUUAUGAGGUCAGUUGUUUCAUAUGAAAUGUGCUGACAAUUUCUAAACUCCUCCAAUCCUCCCAUGUAAUUUCCAAUAUCACAGCUCUCCUAGUAAUAUACCCUUAGUCCACAUUGUUUUACGUCAGAUAGCGCAACAAUUCCGCCUGCACUGAUUGGCGGUUGAGGGAUGAGCGUCGCGUAGGUGUGAUGCCACCUGAAUGUAAGACAAUGGUUAGUCCAUGGAAGUCACUAAAGGGAAAGUGCAUAAAGACUGUUUUCAAAGUUCUAGUUUAAUAGGUUGUAGCGGGAUACCAUAGGUUUCUCAGAGCUGUUGUCCAGUUCCUACAGAAGGUAAAUGUUACACCACUCUCACUAAAGACUUGAUUCAACUUCUCUGAUCAGCCGUUGUUGAUGGUAUUCUGCCUGGAAAGGUGUCAUAAUCCACAGAUGUGUAUAGCAGAAAGACUCUGUCUCCAUGUACAACUCUAUGUAUAUAGCUACUGCUACUAGAAUGAUCUGCUCUUGACCACAGGGAAACACAUACCAAACUCUUUGGGACGGUGGCUUUUCAUUGUGUGCAUGAAAUGUAUUAUGUACUGUAUAUGAUAUUAGUCCAAAAAGCUAUGCUGUGGAUGUCAGUGGAUGUCUCUCUUGUUGUGGGAAUAAUGUCAGUGGAUGGAAAGGCGGAUGGACUCAAACCCUAGUGGUGGAAAACUCAACACACAGAGUUAUAGACCCCUUUCUCUCCUUCUCUUCUCUCUUUCCCGCUCUCUUUACCUCUCUCUUUCUCUCCUUCUCUUCCUUUCUUUCUCCCUCUCUGUAUUUCUCAAAAAUAUUUCAAAUAUAUGCAUCUUUGGCAAAUUUCUGAUAUGGGUUAAUGAGGAAAAAUCACUUAGUAUGACAUAAAGCACAGUUGAUGUUAUUGUAAUGACUUGACUAUUUCUCCUUUCUCAUUGAUGUUGCUGACUAAUAAAUUAAAGCUCUAUAUUUUAUAAAAACAGAAAUCCUUUUUAUAUUCAUAUGGUGCAUGGAUAACUAUACUGAACAAAAAUAUAAACGCAACAUGCAACAAUU